Molecule: messenger RNA, 6003 nt
Organism: Urocitellus parryii (Arctic ground squirrel)
Lineage: Eukaryota; Metazoa; Chordata; Mammalia; Rodentia; Sciuridae
Source: RefSeq, a predicted model, not a curated record
CCGCGACGGUGGUGGCGGUGGCGCGGGCCGAGAAACUUUGCCCCUUUGUGCGCUCCGCCCCGGAGGCGGCGGGCAGGCAGCGCAGCAAUCUCCAUCACCCUGAUCCCGGAGGAGAAAUACCCGAAGGAGACACCUCACACUGCUGUCCCACCACACACCCAUCUGCUCACCUCAUGCCCGGGUCCUGGGUGGGUGAGGGUGAAGGACCCACCCAGCCAAGAUGAUCCCUUCCCUGGGGGCUGCUGCUGCUGUCCUCCCCCAGAUCCUGGGCCCCAGCAGGUGGGAGAGUGGCCCCAGAAGGAACCCUGUCAGACUGCUGCAGAGGAGGUGAAGAGGGCUUGAGAAGAGGCACCCAUCCCAGAGACGGAAGCGCCUUGUCUUCACCCUUGUAGACUUCUUCACUGUUUUAGGAGAGAGGAACCAGUUGGUGGCCUUUGCAGGAAGCAGGAAACUGGACUGUGGUUCUGCUCCGCACCUAUGCCCCCACCUCUGGCAGCAUCAGCAUCAGCAUCAGCGUCAUGAGCCAAUUUCAGGUGCCCCUGGCGGUUCAGCCGGACCUGCCAGGCCUUUAUGACUUUCCUCAGGGCCAGGUGAUGGUAGGGGGUUUCCAGGGGCCUGGGCUGCCCUUGGCCGGGAGUGAGGCCCAGCUGCGAUCUGGUGGAGAUGGGCGAAAGAAAAGGAAACGGUGUGGUACUUGCGAGCCCUGCCGGAGACUGGAAAAUUGUGGGGCUUGCACCAGCUGCACCAACCGCCGCACCCACCAGAUCUGCAAACUCCGCAAGUGUGAGGUGCUAAAGAAAAAAGUGGGGCUUCUCAAGGAGGUGGAAAUAAAGGCUGGUGAAGGAGCCGGGCAGUGGGCACAAGGGACAGCUGUCAAGACAGGCCCAGAGCUCAGCCCAGUUGAUGGACCUGUUCCAGGUCAGAUGGACUCAGGGCCAGUGUACCAUGGGGACUCACGGCAGCUAAGCACCUCAGGGGCGCCGGUCAAUGGUGCUAGAGAGCCCGCCGGACCCAGUCUGCUGGGGACUGCAGGUCCUUGGCGGGUAGACCAGAAGCCCGACUGGGACGCUGCCCCAGGCCCAGCUCACACUGCUCGCCUGGAAGAUGCCCACGAUCUGGUGGCCUUUUCGGCUGUGGCCGAAGCUGUGUCCUCUUACGGGGCCCUUAGCACCCGGCUCUAUGAAACCUUCAACCGUGAGAUGAGUCGCGAGGCUGGGAAUAAUAGCAGGGGCUCCCGGCCAGGGUCUGAGGGCUGCUCUGCUGGCAGUGAAGACCUUGACACGCUACAGACAGCCCUGGCCCUUGCACGGCAUGGUAUGAAACCACCCAACUGCAACUGCGAUGGCCCAGAGUGCCCUGACUACCUCGAGUGGCUGGAGGGGAAGAUCAAGUCUGUGGUCAUGGAAGGAGGGCAGGAAAGGCCCAGGCUCCCAGGGACUCUGCCUCCUGGUGAGGCUAGCCUCCCAGCCCCAAGCACCAGGCCACUUCUUAGCUCUGAGGUCCCCCAGAUUCCUCCCCUGGAGGGCCUGCCCCUGUCCCAGAGUGCCCUGAGCAUCGCCAAGGAAAAAAACAUCAGCCUGCAGACCGCCAUCGCCAUAGAGGCCCUCACACAACUCUCCUCUGCCCUCCCCCAGCCUUCUCACUCCACCUCCCAGGCUUCUUGUCCCCUCCCUGAGGCCUUGUCCCCUCCAGCCCCUUUCAGGUCUCCCCAGUCCUACCUCCGGGCCCCCUCAUGGCCUGUGGUUCCCCCCGAGGAGCAUGCAUCUUUUGCUCCUGAUAGUCCUGCCUUUCCUCCAGCAACUCCUAGAACUGAGUUUCCUGAAGCCUGGGGCACCAACACCCCACCAGCCACAUCCCGGAACUCCUGGCCUGUGCCCCGUCCAAGCCCUGACCCCAUGGCUGAACUGGAGCAGUUGUUGGGCAGUGCCAGUGAUUACAUCCAGUCAGUAUUCAAGCGACCUGAGGCCCUACCCACCAAGCCCAAGGUCAAGGUUGAGGCACCCUCUUCCUCUCCAGCCCCAUCCCCAUCACCAGUCCUCCAGAAGGAGGCUCCUCCACCAUCCUCGGAGCCCAGUACCCACCAGAAGGCCCAGACCGCCCUACAGCAGCACCUCCACCAUAAGCGCAGUCUCUUUCUAGAACAGGCCCACGAUGCCUCCUUCCCCGCUCCCUCAGAGCCUCCUACUCCUGGCUGGUGGGCCCCACCAAGCUCACCUGCCCCACGGCCUCCUGACAAACCACCCAAGGAGAAGAAGAAGAAGCCCCCCACACCAGCUGGAGGUCUUGUGGGAGCAGAGAAAAACACCCCUGGAAUUAAGCCCAGUGUCCGAAAGCCCAUUCAGAUCAAGAAGUCCAGGCCCCGGGAAGCCCAGCCCCUCUUCCUGCCGCUGCGGCAGAUUGUCCUGGAAGGGCUGAGGUCCCCAGCCUCUGAGGAAGUGCAGGCACAUCCACCUGCCCCUCUCCCUGCCUCACAGGGCUCUGCUGUCUCCUUGCCCCCAGAACCUUCUCUUGCGCUAUUUGCACCUAGUCCCUCCGGGGACAGCCUGCUGCCCCCUACUCAGGAAAUGAGGUCCCCCAGCCCUAUGGCAACCCUGCAGCCAGGCUCCACUGGCCCCCUUCCCCCUGCCGAUGACAAACUGGAAGAGCUCAUCCGGCAGUUUGAGGCUGAAUUUGGGGAUAGCUUUGGGCUUCCCGGCCCCCCUUCUGUGCCCAUUCAGGACCCUGAGAACCAACCAGCAUGUCUCCCAGCCCCUGAGAGCCCUUUUGCUACCCGCUCUCCCAAGCAAAUCAAGAUUGAGUCUUCAGGGGCUGUGACUGUGCUCUCAACCACCUGCUUUCAUUCGGAGGAGGGAGGCCAGGAGGCCACACCAACCAAGGCUGAGAACCCACUCACACCCACCCUCAGUGGCUUCUUGGAGUCACCUCUUAAGUACCUGGACACACCCACCAAGAGUCUGCUGGACACACCUGCCAAGAGGGCUCAGGCCGAGUUCCCAACCUGCGAUUGUGUCGAACAAAUAGUGGAGAAAGAUGAAGGUCCUUAUUACACUCACCUGGGAUCUGGCCCCACGGUAGCCUCCAUCCGGGAACUCAUGGAGGAGCGGUAUGGAGAGAAGGGGAAAGCCAUCCGGAUCGAGAAGGUCAUCUACACGGGAAAGGAGGGGAAGAGCUCUCGGGGCUGCCCCAUUGCAAAGUGGGUGAUCCGCAGGCACACACUGGAAGAGAAGCUGCUCUGCCUGGUGCGGCACCGGGCGGGCCACCACUGCCAGAACGCCGUAAUUGUCAUCCUCAUCUUGGCCUGGGAGGGCAUCCCCCGCAGCCUCGGAGACACCCUGUACCAGGAGCUCACUGACACUCUGCGGAAAUAUGGGAACCCCACCAGCCGAAGAUGUGGCCUCAACGAUGACCGGACCUGCGCUUGCCAAGGCAAAGACCCCAACACCUGUGGUGCCUCCUUCUCCUUUGGCUGUUCCUGGAGCAUGUACUUCAAUGGCUGCAAAUACGCCCGAAGCAAGACGCCUCGCAAGUUCCGCCUGGCAGGGGACAAUCCCAAGGAGGAAGAAGUGCUACGGAAGAGUUUCCAGGACCUGGCCACUGAAGUCGCUCCCCUAUACAAACGGCUGGCACCUCAGGCCUAUCAGAACCAGGUUACCAAUGAGGAAAUAGCGAUCGACUGCCGCCUGGGGCUGAAGGAAGGGCGGCCCUUCUCCGGGGUCACAGCCUGCAUGGACUUCUGUGCCCACGCCCACAAGGACCAGCAUAACCUCUACAAUGGGUGUACUGUGGUCUGUACCCUGACCAAGGAAGACAAUCGCUGUGUGGGCCAGAUUCCCGAGGACGAGCAGCUGCACGUGCUCCCUCUGUACAAGAUGGCCAGCACAGAUGAGUUUGGCAGUGAGGAGAACCAGAAUGCCAAGGUGGGCAGCGGGGCCAUCCAGGUGCUCACUGCCUUCCCCCGCGAGGUCCGGCGCCUCCCUGAGCCUGCCAAGUCUUGCCGCCAACGGCAGCUGGAAGCCAGGAGGGCAGCAGCUGAAAAGAAGAAGAUUCAGAAGGAGAAGCUGAGCACCCCCGAGAAGAUCAAGCAGGAGGCCCUGGAGCUGGCUGGGGUUCCCACUGAAACAGGACUGUCUCUGAAGGGUGGAUUGUCCCAGCAAAGCCUAAAGCCCUCCCUCAAGGUGGAACCACAGAACCACUUCAGCUCCUUCAAGUACAGCGGCAACUCUGUGGUGGAGAGCUACUCGGUGCUGGGCAACUGCCGGCCCUCCGACCCCUACAGCAUGAACAGCGUGUACUCCUACCACUCCUACUAUGCACAGCCCAGCCUGACCUCCGUCAACGGGUUCCACUCCAAGUACGCUCUUCCCUCAUUCAGUUACUAUGGCUUUCCACCCAGCAACCCCGUCUUCCCCUCCCAGUUCCUGGGUCCUGGCACCUGGGGGCACAGUGGCAGCAGCAGCAGUUUUGAGAAGAAGCCAGAUCUCCAUGCUCUGCACAACAGCCUGAGCCCAGCCUACGGUGGUGCUGAGUUUGCCGAGCUACCUGGCCAGGCUGUUCCCACAGACACCCACCACCCCACUCCUCACCACCAGCAGCCUACUUACCCAGGCCCCAAGGAGUAUCUGCUUCCCAAGGCUCCCCAGCUCCACCCAGCAUCCAGGGACGCUUCUCCCUUUGCUCAGAGCUCCAACUGCUAUAACAGAUCCAUCAAGCAAGAGCCGAUAGACCCACUGGCUCAGGCCGAAUCUGUAACCAGGGAUCCUGGUAAGCUGGGCAAAACACCUUUGCCUGAGGCAUCUCAGAAUGGGGGACCCAAUCACCUAUGGGGACAAUACUCAGGAGGCCCAACCAUGUCUCCCAAGAGGACUAACAGUGUGGGUGGCAGCUGGGGCGUGUUCCCUCCAAGGGAGAGUCCUGCCGUCGUCCCCGACAAGCUUAGUUCUUUUGGGACCAGCUGCCUGACACCUUCGCACUUCCCAGAUGGCCAGUGGGGGCUGUUUGCUAGCGAUGGGCAGCAGUCGGCUCCGCAUCCUGGAGGACGGCUGCGAGGCAAACCRUGGAGUCCUUGUAAGUUUGGGAAUAACACCUCAGCCUUGACUGGACCUGGCCUGACUGAGAAGCCAUGGGGCGUGGGGACAAGUGAUUUCAACUCUGCCCUGAAAGGUGGUGCCGGGUUCCAAGACAAGUUGUGGAACCCCAUGAAAGGGGAGGAGGGAAGGAUCCCCAACCCCGGGGCGAGCCAGCUGGACAAAGCCUGGCAGGCCUUUGGCAUGCCUCUGGGCUCCAGUGAUAAGCUGUUUGGGGCCCUGAAGUCGGAGGAGAAGCUAUGGGACCCCUUCAGCCUGGAGGAGGGAACAGCCGAGGAGACCCCCAGCAAGGGAGCUGUGAAGGAGGAGAAGGGUGGUGCUGGCGUGGAGGAGGAAGAGGAGGAAGAGCUGUGGUCAGACAGCGAACACAACUUCCUAGACGAGAACAUCGGCGGCGUGGCCGUGGCCCCCGCCCAUGGCUCCAUCCUCAUCGAGUGUGCCCGGCGGGAGCUGCAUGCCACCACACCACUCAAGAAGCCCAACCGCUGCCACCCCACCCGCAUCUCGCUGGUCUUCUACCAGCACAAGAACCUCAACCAGCCCAACCACGGGCUGGCCCUCUGGGAAGCCAAGAUGAAGCAGCUGGCGGAGCGCGCGCGGGCCCGGCAGGAGGAGGCCGCCCGACUGGGCCUGGGCCAGCAGGAGGCCAAGCUCUAUGGCAAGAAGCGCAAGUGGGGGGGUGCCAUGGUCCCUGAGCCCCAGCACAAGGAGAAGAAGGGGGCUGUCCCCACCCGGCAGGCACUGGCCGUGCCCACAGACUCAGCGGUCACCGUGUCCUCUUACGCCUACACGAAGGUCACUGGCCCCUACAGCCGCUGGAUCUAGGUGCCAGGGAGCCAGCGUACCUCAGCGUCGGGCCCGGCCCGAGCUGCCUCUGGUGCUUUUGCCCUCACACCGGGGGCGGGUUGGGGGUGCAGAA